Lingula anatina is the source of this 4115-nucleotide messenger RNA. Its product is annotated as kinase suppressor of Ras 2. Gene Ontology annotation, molecular function: protein serine/threonine kinase activity; ATP binding. The record is from RefSeq and is a predicted model, not a curated record. Lineage: Eukaryota; Metazoa; Brachiopoda; Lingulata; Lingulida; Lingulidae. Gene Ontology annotation, biological process: protein phosphorylation.
GAUUUUUUUUAGUCUCGCUUUUUCGCGCAUAUUGUACGAGAAGAAAAACACAAUAUGGCCGAUGUGUUGAUUCACUCCCAAGGAAAAUAUGACUAAUGUUUACCAAAAUAGACGGCGUAAAUCUGAGUUUGCAAACAGCAAAAUACGAUGCAUGGUAUGAUGUAUGUGGAAGAUACACUUUGAUGCUGAAAAGAUUACGUGAUGUCUUCAGUCAGUGAAGAAGACCCUAUCAAAAGGGCAGAGAGGACUUGUUCUAUUGCACAGAGUAUGAUCGACUACACGGCGAAACAUUUGCGUGGUCUUAGAACACAAUGUGCAACUACAGAGGAAAUCACGCAGCAAGAAAUACGUGGUGCAGAGACGAAACUGAUCACCUACUUCACCAAUCAGUUGAUCCAUAUUCAGCGAGCUCGGGCAGCCAAUAAUGGGGUAUUGCCAGGGACGCUCACCAAGUACCCCAACACAGCCAGCUGGUUGGAGAUAGUGGGACUGAAGGAGGAGGUCACUAAGGGCAUCCUCACAGAGAGUGCAACAGUGGAGAAGCUGUUAGAAAUGAGCCCUGACCAAGUAACAGAUAUGCUGCAGAGAUAUAAAGGAGGGUUUGAUGAGACCAGCAGACUUAACAAGGCUUUGUGUAAACUGAAGAUCUGUUUAGAUCGCCAGACCCAUGGUGAGAAGCCAGGUGGCAGUGAUGAUUUCCACUGGGAACCCUCUGGCUCCAGCACCCCCACCACAGAGCAGGAGAAAGAGCGGGAAGAAGAACAACCCGAGAUCCACCCCAAGCCCACCAGCAGGCCUUCCACGUCAUCUCUGCCACCAAACACAGUUCUUGACAGACAUUCCAGUGACUCCACCCCAUCUCACAGCACACCUAACUCACCUGGUCCUCAUCCAUCACCAGACAGAAGAAGAUUAACACCACCACCGACACCUCCAUUGGGCAGGCAGUCUAAGCCAAAGAUUCACCCGACAGGCACUCCACCUCCAUUGAAGAGACACCACAUCAUACUACCUGAAUUUCCCCUGACUAAAAGCAAAUCACAUGAGUCGCAAUUGGCAAAUAGAGUAACAGAACAGAAAAGUAGCAAAUCUACAACUAAGAAGAAGCCGAUUAAUUUAAACCUGCAUGGCAGCCAUGACACCAUUUAUGAUGGCCGCCGUAUGUCCACAGACAGUGGAGAAAGUGGAGGGACAAAUAGAGCAGAUACUCUCAUGGUGCAAAAGUCCCCUAAAACUGCAAGGAGUAUGUUACAUUCUAUCAACCACAGAUUCAGCAGUAAACUUAUAUUCGGAGAUUGUGAUUACUGCAGUAAACAUGUGUUUAGAGGAAAAGUGUGUAAAUAUUGCAAGAAAAAAUUCCAUAGAGAGUGUGCUACCAAAGCUGCCCCAGCAUGUGGACUACCGGACGAGUUCUUAUAUAAGUACUUAGAAUUCAUUAGACAAGAUGGCGGGUCACCAGCUUCUCCAAGACAUGUGAUGGACCUAUCAGGCAACAACCACAACCACGAAAGUAACAACAAGAUGAAGCCUGUCCAGUCUGUCCCCACCUUCGUUUCAGUGCCAGACUCCAGCUCAAACCCCUCCUCCUGUAGCUCAUCCACUCCCUCAUCCCCUGCGCUGAUCACCAACCCCUCAUCCACAUCCACCAGUAUGACCCCACCCACCCCAGCAGGACCCAACUCUCCAGUGAUCAGGGUCACAGAGUUCCAGUUUCCAGAAACAAAUGAUAAUAGCAGCAUUGUAAGUUCUACAACAAGUGGCUAUCUGAAUACAUACAAUGGCUUUGAACCUAGGGUGAAUGAUAACCACAAUGCAGAUGUUAUAAAUACCAACACGUCAAAUGACAGUGACAAAACAAUAACAAGUAAUUCAGAAAAAAUUAUUCCCGACCGCACAGAUUCCAUAGAUAGUCAAGAUGAUGCCCUGCUGCAUCGGGCUUUAAGUAUAUCUGUUCAGAUAAAAGAAUGGGACAUCCCUUAUGAAGACUUAACAAGGGGUGAUAUAAUAGGUCAUGGAAGGUUUGGAACUGUAUACAAGGGUCAUUGGCAUGGAGAAGUAGCAAUCAAAAUGUUAAACAUGGACCCUAAUGCAGACAAUCAAGCACAGUUAUCAGCAUUCAAAAUGGAAGUGGCAAUGCUGAGAAAAACUAGGCAUGACAAUUUAGUAUUAUUCAUGGGUGCUUGCAUGAAGCCUCCGCACUUAGCCAUUGUAACAAGUAUUCUGAAAGGAUAUACUCUCUAUACUCAUAUCCACAUGAGGAAAGAAAAAUUCACCAUGAAUAGAAUAGUUAUCAUCUCAUCUCAGAUAGUUCAGGGUAUGAGCUAUCUUCAUCACAGAGGCAUUGUCCAUAAAGACCUGAAGACCAAGAAUAUUUUCCUGGAAAAUGGGAAAGUUGUGAUCACUGACUUUGGUCUCUUUAAUGUUACCAGGUUGUGCCAAGGAAAUGGGAAGGGGGACUUCCUUGUCAUUCCUCCAGGUUGGUUGUGCUACUUGUCCCCAGAGAUCAUGCGUUCCUUACAUGCUGGAGAGAGAAAUGAAGAUUUGCCUUUCUCAGAGCAUUCAGAUGUGUAUGCAUUUGGAACUGUUUGGUAUGAGAUGUUCUGUGGUGAAUGGCCAUUCAAGAAUCAGCCCCCAGAGUCCAUCAUUUGGCAGGUGGGGAGGGGCAUGAAACAAUCUCUUGGGAACGUCAAUGCAUCCAAAGACGUCAAAGAUGUAUUAAUGCAGUGCUGGUCCUACAAUCCAGAAUCGAGACCGGAGUUUGUCAGAUUCUUAAAGAUACUUGAACGUUUACCAAAGAAACCACUAUCAAGAAGUCCGUCACAUCCUAUCCACCUUUCCCGCAGCGCAGAAUCAGUAUUCUAAAUACAGUGAAGUGUUAACUUGAGAGAAGAGACUCAUCCGGCUAGGAAACAGGCUUUCCAUUCAUUUAAGUCAUUUAUACGAUGGUGCAGUUCUCUUAUAAAAGCAAGCAGCAGAUGGUGGGAGACAAUGAUGAGGGAAUAAAGGUUGAAUUUUCCAGAAGAGCAAAACCCCAACUGUUACAAAGCUGUGAUUCACUCAGUGAUACUACAGGAUUUAACACUUAGUGUUACAAUUAGUAUUAAAAGGAAUCGGCCAUACCACUGCUGCAGCUGAUGUGCAGUCUGCAUGCUGUUGAAGAGUGCAUCUGUUGUAUUGUAAUAACAUAAAAAGUUCAUGUUUUUAAAUGAAAUAGUUGCUUUUAUUUUGGUUUACUUAACAUUCUUGUACCAUGACAAAAUUUUUGACAAUUCUGCUGUUCUCUCUUUAGUUUGAUACCUUUUUAUAGUUGCCACAAAUUUGUAUUCUCUUUUACACCCAGUGUGAAACGUUAACUUCCUCUCAGUCUUAAGUAUGUGUAAGGCAACUUUUUAUUAGUGCAGAUGUGUAAAGAUCAUCUCGCACAAACUUCUAAGAAGUUUGAGAACACCCUAUGACAAGUGCAUCUGUCCACUCUUCAUGUCAGACUUGUACGUCUUACAUAUUACUUUAAAACAUACCAGACUUGUGCUAUAAGUUUUCUCUUAAUUAUGUGAGCAACGUUUAGACGCCACAUUAUCUUGUAAUUUGUUUUGUUCAUUUCAGCAUGUGAAAGUUGCACAGUGCUGUUGUAAGAUAACACCUGCUUGUUUGCAUCCAAAUUAUGUGUAUGGUAACAUGCUGUAAAAAGAAUUGUACAUGUUCCACUUCAUCCAUACGUCAUCAGUUUAUGUCAGUGCAAUAAUAUUAUGAUAUAAUAAUAUAUUGGACAAACGAUAAUUGUAAAUAAUGACAUGAAUAAAAUUGUAUUUAACUUCUGGAUAUGUUUGUCAGUAAAGAUCCAGUGUUUUUUGAGCAGAAAAUUAUUUAACUGCUAUGAAGAGCUGUGUGUCAUGUCCACCAUAAAUAUCAUUUGAAUGGGUACAUUAUGAUUAUGUAUUUUACUACAUUGCGUAACCCUAAUUGAAAAUAAUUAAUCUAAUUAAAAAUUAUUAACAAUCUUUUUAAAAAUGUCCCACCAAAUUUUCAAUUGCAUGAAAAGAUUCCACAAAGUUGUGUUUUUAAAGGUGAAAUUUUUGAGACCAGCUUACACACAUUAGGAACUUUUUAUUUUGCAA